AUGCAUGCACAAGGCCGAAUUCCAAAUGAAUGCACUUAUGGAAUAGUUUUAGAUGGCCUUUGCAACAACCAUCUAGUAGAGGAUGCGCUCUCUUUGUUUCAUUUGGUGGGUAACAACAGCAAGCUUAAUUCUAAUAUUGUUGUAUACACCAUUCUCAUUGAUGGUGCAGGCAAAAAUGGGAAAGUAGAUGUUGCGAGGAUUCUUUUCCAAGGUCUAAUUGAUAAAGGCUUGCAACCUAAUGUUCGUACAUAUAACGUGAUGAUCAAUGGUUUUUGUCGGGAAGGUCAAUUGGGGAAAGCAAAGUUGUUGUUUCUUAAAAUGGAAGAGAGUGGCUGCCCGCCAGAUGAUGUUACUUACCGUGUUUUACUCCAAGGAUAUCUAAAGAACAGGCACUAUGACGAUGUGGAGAUGCUUUUACAGGAAAUGGAUGAUAGAUGUUACUACUCACUUGAUGCUUCGACUUUAUCGUUAUUUAUAGAUCAUAUCGCAGCUGGUUUACUAGAUAGAAGAAGUAUGCUUAAGUUGUUAGGUAAGCUUGUGCCAAAAGAAUUAUUGAACGAUCCUAGCUUGUGCGACUGGGAGUGA
Molecule: messenger RNA, 585 nt
Organism: Helianthus annuus (common sunflower)
Lineage: Eukaryota; Viridiplantae; Streptophyta; Magnoliopsida; Asterales; Asteraceae
Product: putative pentatricopeptide repeat-containing protein At1g12700, mitochondrial
Exons: 1
Coding region: 1-585 (194 amino acids)
Molecular function (GO): protein binding
Source: RefSeq, a predicted model, not a curated record